Molecule: messenger RNA, 622 nt
Organism: Myotis davidii
Lineage: Eukaryota; Metazoa; Chordata; Mammalia; Chiroptera; Vespertilionidae
Gene: CUNH11orf97
Product: chromosome unknown open reading frame, human C11orf97
Exons: 4
Coding region: 36-287 (83 amino acids)
Cellular component (GO): ciliary base
Source: RefSeq, a predicted model, not a curated record
GGAAGUACUGGAAGAAGAACUCUAUAUUAAGAGAGAUGAAUGCCACAUUAAAAAUACACCUGCAGUUUUGUAUAGAAACUCUCUUGGGAACCAGCAUUGCUGGGAGAAAUAAAGGAAUUGAAAACAUGACCCUGAGGAUUGUUGAACACCCAGCAGUGGCCCUGGAAGGGAUUUGGAGCAUUAAAAGGAAUUUCCCCGUGGGAGGCUUGAAGCCAGGACUGCCCAGCAGAAACACGUUACUGCCACAAGCCAAGUACUAUUCCAGGCACGGAGGGCUGAGAAGAUAAGAAGAAUACAUUUUUCCAUUGAGAAGAAACCUCUUUCUCCUAAUGUCUGAAAGACAGAGAAGAAACCCCAAACUUGUUUCACAGUUUAAGAUGUGUAAAAAAGUGUCUAUAAAUUUUAUUAUUGGUAUUAAUUCCUAUCUGUAAAUUAAGCCAAAGUUCUCACAGACUAUUGGUAAAGCUUACUAAGCACCUGAAAACAAUGAAAAAAUAAACUUAUUUUUAGUUGUCACAGUUGGGAUACAUUGGACUUCUAAUUCAGAUUAUUUUAUUAAAUAUGUAAAGCAUGAUAAAACAAAGGCAUAUUUAUUGUCUUUACUUCAAGUAAACAUAAACCU